AUGCCGUGUGACCGCACACGCGGCAGCCGCUUCCCCGAGCCCCAGCGGCCCUGGAAGCGGGGGGACCAGCACGACGCCAGCGCCCAGCAAGCCUUCGAGGCCGUCACCAUCAUCACCUACAAGGAGCCCGAGAACCCCGAGUACCGGCCCUUCCUGGCACGGCUGAAGGAGGAGGCACUCGCCCACUUCAACUUCUCCAUGAAGGACGGCUUGAUAAACUUCAUCGCGGCCGCCUUCCACGACGGGGUGCUGCUCUCCGCCCAGGGGGUCAGCGGGCCGCUGGAGCGGGGCGGCUCCAUCGCCAACGCCUCCGCCAUCACCCGCCAGAUGUGGAACCGCACCUUCUACGGCGUCACCGGCUUCCUGAAGAUCGACGAGAACGGGGACCGGGAGAGCGACUACUCCCUGUGGGACAUGGACCCCGUGCGGGGGGACUUCCAGCUGCAGCUGGAGAAGGAGCUGGCGGCUGAGCUGUGGCGGGUCCGCUGGGAGGACGUGCAGAUGAGCAGCUUGGAGAAACACCUCCGGACCGCCGGCAGCAAGCUCACCCUCUCCCUGAGGGGCUCCAACUACGGCUCGCUGAUGACCAUGGAGGGGCAGUUCCAGGUCUACGCCAAGACGGCGUAUUACAAGGGCAACCUCGUGGCCGUGAAGCACCUCAACCGUAAGCGCAUCGAGCUGACGCGCAAGGUCUUGUUCGAGCUGAAGCACAUGCGGGAUGUCCAAAACGAGCAUCUGACCCGCUUCAUCGGUGCCUGCACCGACUCCCCGAACAUCUGCAUCCUGACCGAGUACUGCCCGCGCGGGAGCCUCCAGGACAUCCUGGAGAACGAGAGCAUCACACUGGACUGGAUGUUCCGCUAUUCCCUCACCCAUGACAUCGUUAAGGGGAUGCAGUUCCUGCACAACGGGGUGAUCAUCUCCCACGGGAACCUGAAGUCCUCCAACUGCGUGGUGGACAGCCGCUUCGUGCUGAAGAUCACAGACUACGGGCUGGAGAGCUUCCGCGUGGCCUCCGAUGCCGAGGACUCCCACGCGCUCUUCGCCAAGAAGCUGUGGACGGCGCCCGAGCUGCUGCGGAUGGAGUCGCCGCCAGCCCGCGGCACGCAGAAGGGCGACGUUUACAGCUUCGGCAUCAUCCUGCAAGAGAUCGCCCUGCGCAACGGCGUCUUCUACGUGGAGGGGCUGGACCUGAGCCCCAAAGAGAUCAUCGAGCGGGUGAAGAGCGGGGAGCGCCCCAGCUUCCGCCCUUCAGCCAACGUGGGGUGCCACAUGGAGGAGCUGGGCCAGCUGAUGCAGCACUGCUGGGCCGAGGACGUCCUGGAGCGCCCCGACUUCAACCAGAUCAAGGUCCAGCUCCGCAAGUUCAACAGGGAGAGCAGCAGCAACAUCCUGGACAACCUGCUGCUGCGCAUGGAGCAGUACGCCAACAACCUGGAGGAGCUGGUGGAGGAGCGAACCCAAGCCUACCUGGAGGAGAAACGCAAGGCCGAGGCUCUCCUCUACCAGAUCCUGCCCCAGUGA
Molecule: messenger RNA, 1524 nt
Organism: Opisthocomus hoazin
Lineage: Eukaryota; Metazoa; Chordata; Aves; Opisthocomiformes; Opisthocomidae
Source: RefSeq, a predicted model, not a curated record